CGGGGCUAGAGGUCAGAGUUGAAUGUUUGACAGAAAGCUGAAUAUGGAUUCCAUAUUUCACGAGAAACAAGAGGGCUCCCUCUGCGCCCAGCACUGCCUCAACAACCUUCUGCAGGGUGAGUAUUUUACUCCCGUAGAUCUGUCCUCUAUUGCUCAUCAGCUCGAUGAAGAGGAGAGGAUGAGGAUGGCGGAGGGAGGGAUGGCCAGUGAGGAGUACAGGACCUUUCUACAGCAACCCUCGGGGAACAUGGAUGACAGUGGCUUCUUUUCAAUACAAGUAAUUAGUAAUGCACUGCGAGUGUGGGGCUUGGAACUGAUCCUCUUCAACAGUCGGGAGUACCAGAGCCUGAUGAUAAAUCCAAUAAAUGAGAAAGCCUUCAUUUGCAACUACAAGGAGCACUGGUUUACUAUACGCAAGCUUGGACAACAGUGGUUUAACCUGAAUUCACUGCUGACUGGACCAGAAUUGAUAUCAGACACCUAUCUAGCCCUUUUCCUUGCGCAGUUACAACAAGAAGGCUAUUCCAUAUUUGUGAUCCGAGGUAACCUCCCAGAAUGUGAAGCAGAACAGAUUCUUGGGAUUAUGAGGGUGCAGCAGCAACAGCGGCCCAGGCUCAUCGGAGAGGACGAGGCUCAGACAAGUGCAGGCAGGUCAGCAGCUCUGGGCCAACCGGAGGUGGGCUUUGGUGUGGAGGACGAGGUCGUGGAUGAAGAUGAAGAACUGAAGAGAGCUCUGGCACUCAGCAGACAGGACAUAGACGUGGAAGAUGAAGAAGCUGAUCUUCGCAGGGCCAUACAGCUCAGCAUGCAAGGAGCAGUGAUGAGCAACAAGUCUUCUGAGUAUGAAGUGCGAAAUUUAAAAUCAGGGAGCCAGGCAGCAGGGAGCGCUGCAGGAGGUCAAAGAGUCGGUCAGGCUGAGACGCUUACGGCUGAGGAACUGAGGAAGAGAAGACAAGCCUACUUUGAUCGGCAGCAGCAACAUGCUCAGCCAAACAUUCCUCAACAACCAGGCACACAAUCAACAGGCGGCUCAGGAUCCGUAAACACUGGCGCUGAGGAGGACCAACAACAAAAGCCCAGCCAGUGAUGCUGUGGAAGGUUUGCCUAUGCUGUUUACCAGCUGCCUGGAUUGGCAACCCCACACAGGGGUAGCUUUGCUCCUUCCUCUAACCUUUUGCACAUGCGAACAUAAGGACAGUCAGACGGCUGACACGUUUCCCCUGUUUAGUUCGCUGACAGGCUAUAGAGAAGAGAACGACAAAGAGAAGGCAGCGCUUAGUCUGAUCUGACUCGGUGAGGCACUGAGGCUGGGAAAAGGGUGACCACAGGACUCAUGAUGCAGUUAAUCCAAGUUUGCAAUUGCCUUUUUACCAUGGCGCCUUCUAUUUCUAUUGUAUACUGUUUUUUAUUCUCGUUUUUUUGCUGGAAGACGUGAAAGAAAUAACAUACAAAAGGAUGUGUGUUUGUUUGGGCGUGAAAACAUGCUGAGACGGGCGUUCUGUGAAAGCCAUAUGAGACCAAUGUUUAGACCACAUUUUAAAGCUUUAUAGAUAAAUGACAUAGCCUCCUACCUUUGUACUGAAUUUGGGUUUGUAGAACAUUAAGUGACAAAAGCACCGACCCCACCAGAGCACUCUGUUGUGCUUUUGAAAAAAUUUUCUGUUGCCAUAUACUGAAGCAUCUUUCAGCCAGCAGCACGAACACGUAGGUUAUUUAUUCCCGACAUCGUCAAUCACUUUACUUGAACGUCUGCGAGUGAUCUCCCAGUUAUUUAGACAGCAGCAUAUUUUUGAUGUUGUGGCUUUGUAAUUACCUUUAAGUGCACAAGUAGGCAUAAUGAACUUUCUGAUUAGACCGCUGACAAACACAACUUAAGGAUGCUUUUUGGACGAACUGUGAGGUAAGAACAACAAAAGAAAGUGUAUAAAGCUGUUUGCUCAAUGUACGCUACUUGUCGCUGGUGGAUAUUGUUUUCAUAUCUUGUCCAAGUUUGGCAUGUAACGGGGAACAAAGAAGCAACUUGUAAACACCUUGAAACUGCAGCUGAUGGAUAUAAAAGCAUCAUUCAUUCAUUCUUUCUGCACAGUACGAUCACUGAAAACCAAAAAAAAGUCUGACGUGUCCGUGCAGCCUUUCUGGUAUCGACUUCAUCUGUUGUUGUUUCUCUUGAUCAGUAUUUGUCAUGAACCACGUAGGGACGGUAUUAUAAAGAGAAGAUUAAUAAAUGGUGACUCCCAUGUAGACAUCUCUUCACAAGCAGCUGUUACUUACUCUCGCAUGUUACAGCACCUGGAAUAUUUGUUUAUUUACACCGAUUGUGCUCCGAUUAUGCUCAGAGUAAUGUUGCACACGUUAGGAGAUAAACUGAUUUGCAUUGAGGGUUAAAGACGCGCAGGUCGACUGCUGACUGAUUUAAAUGAUUAUUUACAUUCUGAAUUUGUAUUUGAUUGAACAUCCAAAGAGAAAAAGAAAUUGGUCACCGAACUGUAUUGCAUUUACCUUUGACUUCUCUCACACCAGGUUCUGUUAAGUCCUUAAAACCAGACUUUCUUUUUUUUUUUUUUAGGUGACUAGACCACAUUACAUCACAGCACUAACACACUUAGCAUUUGUUUACAGUUAUUAUUCUGUUUUCUGGACCCAGUGACCAUUCAGCGUAGAUAAUAUCUUGUUGCCACCACAAGAAAAGUGUCAGAGGCGAUGCAAAGUUUCACUUAUUGUGCUGGAUGACUUUCAGGAAUUUAUUGUUUUGUGUCUUUUUUGGAUCUGCUAGUCUUUUUCGAUUUAAAACGCACUUGUGAAAGAGUGUAAAGUGUCGGUAGUUGGGUUUUUAUCAUUGCAUUAUUUUCAUCCACUGCAUUCUUAUGAGUACAAAUUCAUCUUUUUUUUUUUUUGUUAUAUUUCUUGUUAGCGCAGCACAUUCUUUUCAUUUAAUGUACUGGUUCAUGUUCCAGGAUUAAAGUGACAUUCACUCCUCUGAA
This is a messenger RNA of Stegastes partitus (bicolor damselfish), 2981 nucleotides long. RefSeq names its product ataxin 3 (gene atxn3). Bases 23 to 1087 code for a protein of 354 amino acids. Gene Ontology annotation, molecular function: cysteine-type deubiquitinase activity. The transcript is spliced from 11 exons. Lineage: Eukaryota; Metazoa; Chordata; Actinopteri; Pomacentridae. The record is from RefSeq and is a predicted model, not a curated record. Gene Ontology annotation, biological process: protein deubiquitination. Gene Ontology annotation, cellular component: nucleus.